This is a messenger RNA of Colletotrichum navitas, 3174 nucleotides long. RefSeq lists its product as uncharacterized. The coding region runs from base 434 to 2908 and encodes 824 amino acids. Gene Ontology annotation, molecular function: hexosyltransferase activity; UDP-glycosyltransferase activity. Gene Ontology annotation, biological process: carbohydrate metabolic process. NCBI's taxonomy places the organism in Eukaryota, Fungi, Ascomycota, Sordariomycetes, Glomerellales, Glomerellaceae. The transcript is spliced from 11 exons. The record is from RefSeq and is a predicted model, not a curated record.
AGGUGUUGAGAACGCUGUAAACAGCCACAGCCACGGGCCGCGUAGCGGGCAGGACAAGCACGAGAUACGAGAUACGAGAUACGAGGGGAGCCCUAGGGCACAUCCACAAUUACAGUGGGUCAGACGCCAUGCUAUACAGCAUAGUAGUAAGACAACAGCUGCUGCAAAUGGCUAGAGCCUAGAUCCGGCCCGCUAUUUUCAAAAGCCGGCCAAAGCACUGCCCCAAACCUAGCUAACUGAGAUCUCGGCCUUUCUUUUCCUCGUUUACUCACUCUCCUUGUUGCUGAUUCCCCUGUAUCAGUCCGUGUUUGAAAAGUCGGAAAACUCAUGCUGGGUUAAACUGUACUUAUUGAUUUCCACCUCUUGGGCUUCCUUAUUUGUGUGUCUCCUUGCUCUCCAAGUUAUUGUCAAGCUGCUGCUACUCAACGAACCAAUGGAUAGCUCUCAUUCUCCUGUCCCGGCUACUUCGGAUGACUUUGUUGUGAAGGGGUCUGGCGAGAAGCUCGAAACAACAGCCAGAACUAACAAAGAAGAUGGACGCGUCGACAUCACCUUUGCCGCCCCGCCAUACAGCGAAAUCGUCCCGCCUUCGCCUCCUCUUAGCACAGCACCUCCCCAGCCCGAGCCUCCGGCUUUUGCAGAGAUUGGUGACUCGGUGAUACGGCGCCCACAACUUCGCCAAUUUGCCUCAACACCUCCGUGUGCCUUGAACAUUGUCAUCCAGAUCGUCGGAAGCCGCGGUGAUGUGCAGCCCUUUAUUGCAUUGGGCAACGAGCUGCAGACACACGGCCAUCGCGUACGCAUCGCUACGCACGAUGUUUUUCGGGACUUUGUGCGCAAGUCCAAUCUGGAAUUCUUUCCCGUCGGAGGCGAUCCUUCCGACCUCAUGGCUUACAUGGUCAAGAACCCAGGCCUGAUGCCAUCCUUGUCAUCUCUACAAGCUGGAGACAUAGGAAGGAAGCGAGUCAUGGUGAAAGAAAUGCUCAACAACUUCUGGCGCUCGUGCAUCGAGCCUGACCCGGAUUCCAAGGUGCCCUUCAUUGCCGAGGCCAUCAUUGCCAACCCGCCCAGCUUUGCUCACAUGCACCUCGCCCAAGCCAUGGGCAUACCUCUUCACUUGAUGUUCACCAUGCCCUACAGCCCGACGAGAGAGUUUUCGCAUCCGCUCGCCAAUAUUCAGCAAUCCAACCUAAAACCCUCCACUACAAACUAUCUCUCUUACGGCAUGGUCGAGCUGCUGACCUGGCAAGGCCUCGGGGAUAUCAUCAACGACUGGAGACUCGAAACCUUGAACUUGGAACCUCUUACGGCCGUAGUCGCCACGAGCAUGUUGGAAACUCAGAAAGUCCCCUACACGUACUGUUGGUCACCAGCCUUGGUAGCGAAGCCAUCAGAUUGGCCAAGCCACAUCGAUGUCUGUGGAUUCUUCUUUCGCGAGGAGCCUCAAUACACUCCUCCCGAUGACAUUGCCAACUUUCUUCAGGGAGGGUCUCAACCCAUCUAUAUCGGCUUUGGCAGUAUUGUGAUGGAGAACGCCGAGGCGAUGACCGACAUCAUUCUCUCGUCGAUACGUAAAUGCGGUGUACGAGCCAUCAUUUCCAAGGGGUGGAGUAAUCUCGGAAAGGACAGACAAGACGAGAAUGCCAUUUUCAUCGGCGAUUGUCCCCAUGAAUGGCUCUUCAAACACGUUGCGGGUGUCAUUCAUCAUGGAGGUGCUGGGACGACCGCAUGCGGACUGCUUAAUGGGUGUCCUACGUUCAUUGUACCCUUCUUCGGCGAUCAACCAUUUUGGGGUCAAAUGGUCGCAGCAGCUGGUGCCGGCCCCCAGCCAGUCGGGCAGAAGGCCCUGGACGAGUCUACCCUGGUGGCAGCCAUUCAAACCCUCCUUGCACCCGAUACGAAGAUUGCCGCAAAGCGUAUCUCGGACAAGAUGAAGGCAGAAGACGGCGUCAAGCGGGCUGUGCAGUCGUUCCAUCGAAGUCUCCCCCGCGAGACAAUGACUUGCGACUUUUUACCUGAAGAGUACGCAGUUUGGACCUAUAAGUCAAAGCUUCUUCAGAAGAAGCAAAGGAAAAAGUAUCAAAACGGACUCCAGGUCUCUUCGAAGGCCGUCCGGAUUCUGAGCAACAACAACAACCUCAACUUGACAAAGCUUGAACUGAAUCAACCGAAACCAGUAGACAUUGAUAAUAGACGAUGGGAUCCAUUAACCGCUACAUCGUCUGCACUAGUGGGGUCCUUGGUUGACUUCUCCACCGGCAUGGGUAGCCUUGUGUCGGCGCCCAUCAAGAAGAUCAGACAUGAAACAGGCAAAAAAGCUGGAGGAGGGGAUGCAGCCCCAAGCGGGACGGAUGCGACGAAUUCGACAUCCGCGAGCGAUGGUUCGCUGUCAAAGCACUCGGGUGCCGGGAAGUCAGCAAAGACGGGUUCAUCCAAAGUGGCCAGGAGUCUUAUCAAAGGCACCCUCGUUGAUGUCCCUUGCGCUAUUACUGAAGGACUGCACAACAUUCCUGAACUAUAUGGAGAAAAGGUUCGAAAGCACGACAAGAUUACCGACUGGAAGAGUGGCGCUUCCGAAGCUGGCAAGAAUUUUGCUUAUGGCUUUCUUGAUGCCACCUGGUGUCUUUUCAAGCAACCUGUCGAGGACACCAUGAAAAGGGGCCCGAUAGGGUUGGUUACUGGUCUAGGAAAGGCGGGAAUGGGGUUGAUUGCUAAGCCUGGCAGUGCGAUGUUCGGGCUUCUGGCGUACCCUGCCCUGGGCAUCUACAGGAGUCUUGCUGGUUCCCUUUCCAAGACGGAAAAGCAGAUCAUGGAGGCAAGACUGGCCCAUGAUGCUUAUUUCGCCAACUUGGAACCGAUCACGGAUGAAGAGAUGAAUCGCGUUCUAGGGCAGUGGAAGGCCAAAUAAGCAAUAUAUACGACUACGUAUGGCAGAUGGCAGGACCCUUUCGCGUCCACCAAUCUGUCAACAGCAUUCUCUGGCAUUUUCCUUAUAGUGUACUCUAGAACUUGUAGAAAUGCUCAUUGACAUUGAGCUUCUGUCUUUGAGAAAUGUAUUCCAUGGAAUGUGUCUGUGGUCUUGCAUCCAUCUUCCUGGGAAGAGUCGGUCGCGUCAGUACAUGAAAGUGUCGUGCAGACACAAAGCUAUAUGUCGGGCUGCCGGAUACAGGGCGG